AUGUCAUCCGGAGUGAUCGACUUGGGCGUACGACAGCCAAACAAUACCGAUAGCAACCACAAAAAUACCACUUCCAGCACGACCCCUACCACUUCUUCCACGACCGUCGUCCACAACAAUAAACGAAUUUAUAGUAAAGGUGGUUGUCGAGAGUGUAAGAGACGUAAAAUUAAAUGUGAUGAAGGAAAACCCGCAUGCUGGCAAUGUCUUCGAUUGAAAAAAGACUGCUCAUACCCGGCACUAGGAGAAAAGGUACUAAGAGUUCUGAAGAGACAACAAAAGUUACAAGCUGGUGAGUCCUUGUUGCCUGACAAAGAGCGUAGGGUGUAUGAGAUACUGAAAGUGCCAUAUAUUGCCACCAACCCGUUGUCGGUAAUGUCGAAUCAAGAUCCAACGGCGGGAAGAAAGCUUUUGUAUAAUAUGGAUGCGUCGAGGCCAACACCCAGCACUCACGAAUCUGCCCAUCAAGGAUUUAAUGAGGUUCAAGGCAACUCACAUCUUACGCCUUCAUUUCAACAGCAAGCGCAGUUUAGGCCACUAGAAGGAUAUUCUCAUGAGCAACUAUCGACAAAUGUUGGAAAUACACAGCCGCAAUCACAGCUUCCACCUAUACAGAGAUUAAAUCAGCCAAAUUUGCCAAGAUUGUACCAAAGUCGCAUCUUGCCGAUUCAACAAAAUGGGUCCGAUUCAACUCCGUUCAAAUACUAUUUUCGACAGGAUCCUCUUGGAGUUGUACUACCACCACCACAAACGUCAAGUCAUACAAGCUCUACGAUGAACGGUCCAAUGUUUCCUAAUCAGAUUAGGUACGAUUUACCACCACGGCCCGUUGAAAGGCCAUCAAGCAGUGCUGGUGUUGCCAAUUUGUUGAACAAACCGGAGGAUGCUGAAGUUGCGACUCUGAACAUGCAAGCGUUACUGUCACAAGAACCAACCAAUACUGAUCAGAGAGAAGAAACACCAGUUGUGCCUCCAACAACAAAUGAUUCACAAGCUGCCAUACCGACUCCUUCAUCAAAUGAGAGAGCGCCUUUUCCUGAAUCUCCUGCUGUUCUUGGUGAUGAUGUAAUGUUUGAAGUAAGUGAUUUGAACUUGUUAGCUACAGAUCUUCAGAAUAUGGUCAAUGGAAUUCUCUACAACAUCACCCCUGAAUUCAAGGAAAAAGCCAAAGAUAUGGAAACCACUGAGGUCAAGAAAACCAUGCCCUUUGUUGACAAGUUGAAAAAACAUGUUCCUGUAGAUUUUAUCAAGUUAGAGAAUGCUCAAAACCAAAGUUAUUUGCAAGAAUUUUAUUACAAUACAUCAAGCAUUGUGUUGCCAUUUGCAUCAUAUGACAAGGAAAAACAGGUAUACUUUAAUCCUGCUAGAGAUUUGUUAUUGACCACUGCGGCAAAUACUGACUACGUAUUAGCUGCGGUAUUGGCAAACGGAGCCCAUUCAAGAUUCAUGAAAACGAGAAACAUUGAGGAUGAGGAGUUUUACUAUUUGUAUUUGAACGAUUGUCUCAAGUUGUUACAUCCAGCAAUUGCCGACAAUACGAAAUUGUCGGCAAAGAUUGAAAGCGUGUUGUUGACCGUGCUUUUGCUAACCGCUACUAAUGCAGCUGACCCAAAGCAGGAUUGGCGUCCUCAUUUACGCGGUGCGAAAGAUUUGCUUAUGAAGAGCUUUAGCAAAAAUGCAAAACCAUCCAAAGUAUUUGUGUUUUGUAAGGCAUGGUUUGUUACAUUGGAAGUGUUGGCGGGAAUCAGUUCAAGAAAAGGUGGUACAUUGCAAACGGAGGAGGAAAUGGAUGAAUUGUUCAACUUGAAUACUGAAUAUGAUGUCAAAGUGUUGAAGGAUCUUGGUGUUAUAUUGGACAAUGGGUUCAAUAUCAUGGGUGGGUAUCAUCACGACAGUUAUGCUGCAUUCCGUGAGUUGAUCAAAAUUUUGAAUAGAAAGAGAAAUGGCACAUUAGAUGUGAAGGAUUCUAUUCAGUAUGUGGAAUUAUUUGCCAAAUUUGAAACUUUGCGAGAGAUUGAUUUUGUCAAAGAUCCAACGGCUGCAGGUGGUAUCCUAGUUGAAGAUGUUGGGAAUAGUGUCAUUUCAUGGGCGGAUGCAAGCCAUAAGCUGUACAUGGCAGCUUCAAUGAUUACUCUUCUUCAGACUUGUUUUGAUGAAUCGUAUACCUCGCCUCAAAUUCAAGUGUUGACAAACCAUAUUAUUGAUUUAAUUUCCUUUGUUAUGAACUAUGUCCCAUUUGCUCCAUCAUCGAAAUAUAAAGCUGAUAAUGGACUCAUGAUGCUCCAAUGGCCUGUAUUAAUUGCGGGUCAAAACUUGGAAACAAGCGAUGACAAGGAGAAGGAAAUUGUUCGUGUGUUUUUUGAGCAUCUGUCGAGGGUCGGAUCAGGAGGUGCGUUAAUUGCUUUGAAUCGCAUCAAGAGAGUAUGGAAGAAAAGAUCAGACCCGACUUUUGUCGAUGAUGGUUAUGAAUCAGAGGAUCUACUUUCAUAUUAG
Lodderomyces parapsilosis is the source of this 2493-nucleotide messenger RNA. RefSeq names its product Lys143p (gene LYS143). Gene Ontology annotation, biological process: positive regulation of transcription by RNA polymerase II. The coding region runs from base 1 to 2493 and encodes 830 amino acids. The record is from RefSeq and is a predicted model, not a curated record. Gene Ontology annotation, molecular function: transcription cis-regulatory region binding; zinc ion binding; DNA-binding transcription factor activity, RNA polymerase II-specific. Lineage: Eukaryota; Fungi; Ascomycota; Pichiomycetes; Serinales; Debaryomycetaceae. Gene Ontology annotation, cellular component: nucleus. The transcript has a single exon.